AUGGUUUCUCCACGCGAACGAGUCAGUUACUCCUGGUGUCUCGCGAGCGGAGCGCUGCUGCUGGCGGCAGCAGUGGCGCUGCUCCUCUUGCCGUGCGCCGAUGCCGCGCGGAAGGAUACCUGGUCUCCGCGGACCUUCACCGACGAUCCUUUCCCCGUGCCGCCGCCCGACUGGCAAAACCUCCCCUUCCUGCGCCGCCAAGAGAGCGCGCGCCGCAGGCUUCUGAGCGGUGGUGGCGUGUCACGUCCUCAUUGGAUGCCUGCUAGCGAGUACACCCUUCCCUGGAUGCUGGGGGAUCGGAAACCGCUCAUUCCCACAGAACCCUCGGAGGGGGAAGCUGACGUGGCAGAGGCGGCGGCCACGUCAUCCGGAAAUGACGGGUGGCUUGGGGCUAGUGGGGCAGGUGUUGCUUCUACCGCUGCUGCUAGCGGUGGGGCAGGCGUGGGAGCGGUGGGGGGGACGAGAUACGCACUGGCGCAGCGCAAGGGCGUGUGCUCCCCAGUUGACGCCGCGACUCCGCGCAUCGUGGUUACCACCGAGGCCGACUUCGUGAAACGCCUCAAGUAUCCGCGAAAGACGACGGUCCUGAUGACGCUGAAAGCGGAUAUAAUGCUAAAGAAAGGCCUCGUUUUUGGCCCCUACUACUCGUGCACGAUCCUGCAAGCGGAUGUCACGGGGAACCGUACGAUCUCGUUAGCUGGAGCUGAUCAGCCCAUCCUCCGAACGGUCGAGACGUUCAACGUGGUCGUAUGGGGAAUCAACUUCUGGAUGGGCGUUCUUCCUACUUCCCCUGCUUGCAAGGGGAUACCGGAGCUCGGAGCGGGGGUGGUUUGCCCUACAAUUCACGUGUACAAAUCGUUCGGCAUCCAAAUCGCACAGGGUUACCUGUGGGGGCGAAUGGACCUGUAUCGCACGAUGAAUUCGCUAGUCGACGGGAUGGCGAUCACGGGCGAGUUCCCAUUCGCCAAAAGCCCCGGGUCCAUCCGCAUCGCAUUCAGCGGGAUCGGCACCCGGGCGAUCAAGUCGGGCAUCGUGCUCUCGAAUAACGACAUUUACGUCGUCAACACGCCCGUCUACUUGACCAGCGGCGCCGUCGGCGUGCAGAUUGUGAACAACUUUCUGCACCAGUACACGGGCAGCGGUGUGCAGUGCGGGACGCACGUGAACAACGCGGGCAGCUGCAUGAUGACGUUCAUCGGCCGCAACUGGUUCUUCCCCAACGUCACCAUCACCGCCAAGACCGACAUUGCGAAUAUCCGCUUCACCACGCACUGGAUCAGCCCUGGCAAUGCGGCGUCGUGCAACUACAUGCUGGGCGGCAACAGCUGCUUCAGCCUAGAGGCCGACACCACCGGCGUUGUCGUCCUGGGGGGCGCGUGCAUGGGUGCUUUUAACGGGGUCAACAUUGAGAACGGCAAAGAGAACCGGAUACAGUAUGUGUGGGUGAAGGACUACACUGCCGUCCCGGGGUCAGCCACGUGUCCCACAGUGACAAGCAUCAACUGCAACACGCCCACGGGCAAGCUGUGGGAGAGCAAGCGGAUCAAAUACUACAACUCGCCUGCCAUCAACAAGGACGCAUGGCAGCAAUCCUCGCCUCUAUCGCUCAUAGAGGUUUUAUUCCCAACGUCGCCUGCGCUCUCCUCCCCCUACCGCCUCCUCAAGUCCACCCCGGCCCCCACGAAGCCCUCCACCCGCGCAAGCUCCGCCACCCGCGCAAGCUCCCCUGCCCGCGCAAGCUCCGCGCCAGCCUCCGACAAGAAGGGUAGUGGGAAGAAACUGCAGCAGUCGGGAAAAUCGGCGUCAGAGGGCGCCACGUCAGCAGGAGCCGGAACAGCCCUCUCGACGUCCGCUUCUGGGAAGGGGAAGCGGGGGAAAAAGGGAAAAGCGGGGGGUGCCGCGAAAGCAAGUGAGACGAGCAGUUCGCUGCAGAGCGGAACGAAAAAGGCGGGGAAGAAAGGAAAGAAAACGGCUGUUUCAUCUGGCAAAACGGGCAAAAAGGGGUCGGCUGGUGAGAGGAAGAAGGGUGGGCAUAAGUGGCCUCGCGAGGGCACAACUGGGUCUACUGGUGAGAGGAAGAAGGGUGGACAUAAGUGGGCUCGCAAGGGCACGAAACAGUCUACUGUGAAGAAGUCGACGGCACAGACGGCGAACGGACCAGUAGCGAAGAAGGCCGCGACGACUUCGCCAGCGUCGGGCAACUCGCGCGGGCGCGCCAAGUCUGGAAAGGGGAAGAAGAAGAGAAGCACUGCCGCGGCCUCACCAGCUGGCUCCGCUUCAGCCGGUGCAAAGUCCGGAGGGGGCAAAGGGAAGGCAACGUCGGGCAAGUCCAACUCGCGUGGGGGAUCCUCACCUCCCGCUGCAGCUCCCGCGCGCUCGCACAAGAAGGGCAAGACGACGAAACGCAGCCAGGAGGUCGGCUAUGGCAUUGAAGGAAAAGGGUCAUCGAAUUCCGGCAAGUCAACGAAGCCGCCUGCGUCUUCCUCGAAAGGAAGCGCGCCGAGCUCAGCGAAGGCGCCCAAAGGCUCUGACUCGGAUGCCUCCAAGGCAAGCAAAGCGCCGAAGCCGUCCAGCAGCCCAACUAGCAGCCCCAAGCCCACCAAGGAUAAGAACCCGGAUUUGGCAAAGGCUGAUUCAGGCUCGGACAAAUCAGGCUCGGAUGCAAAACCUCCUCCUCCCUCUUCUCCCGCCAAGCCAAGCAAGGGGAAGAAGGACAAGCCACCCCCGCCAGCAGACACGAGUGAGAGCGAACCUGCCAGCUCGCCUCCUGCUACUCCUGUCCCGAAGAUGAUAUGCGAGAAACACAAGGGGCAGCAGCUGAUGGUGAUGGACGGCAAUCUCUUCUUCACAGGGAGUGUGGAGAAGUGCGAGAGUGCUUGUAUCAAGGAUGCUUCCUGCCUCCUGUACACCUUCUCGGGACUCAGCUGUCAACUUUUCACGGCUAAUAUGACUGCCAGGCCUGUCAAGGCAUGCUUUUCGCGUAAGUGUCAGUGGGGGAAGUGCAGAGACACAGAGGGAGAUGGUAGCGAGGAGGACAGUGGCGGGGAUAGCAGUUCUGAUGGGGAUACUGGUGGUGCGGAUGAGAGUGGGGGAGGUGAUUAUGGGGGUGAAUCCACUGGAGGUGACUCCACUGAGGAUGGCAGCACCAGUGACUCAGGCGAGGAUUCCAGCUCAGAUGGAGGGACCAUUGACUACGGGAGAUGA
Closterium sp. Naga37s-1 is the source of this 3204-nucleotide messenger RNA. The record is from the annotation of a GenBank genome assembly. NCBI's taxonomy places the organism in Eukaryota, Viridiplantae, Streptophyta, Zygnematophyceae, Desmidiales, Closteriaceae.